AUGUCUGCUACUCAUCCUCCAAGUCUUGCAAAUCAUAAACCAGCAAAACCCUCGCUCUAUGGAGGUGGUCAACGUAAGUACAAUCAUCUUCAUAAAUUUCAAGUAGGUACUACUACUACAUGGUCUGGAUACACAAAUUAUACUGGAAAACCAUUGUUCAAUUCCAAUCGACAUACUAAUCAUCAUUCAAAAAAUUCAAUUAAUGUUCAAUCAAAACCAACUAUUUCACAUUUAUCGAAAGAUAAGAAUACAACACAACCCAUGAAACUUAUGUCAAUUAAUCCAAAUGAUAUUUUAUUUCGACAACCACCACGAAAAAAUACUGUUUCAAUGCAGCAAGCACAACAAAUGUAUCAACAUCAACAACAAAUAUCAAUAAAGAUUAAUCCAGAUCAAUAUUAUAAAAACACAAUGAACCAUCAAUAUCAAUCUCGAUCAAAUCAUCAAUAUCAAUCUCGAUCUCGAUCAAAUCAUCAAUAUCAAUCUCGUUCUCGAUCAAAUCAUCAAUCUCGAUCUCGAUCAAAUCAUCAAUAUCAAUAUAAAUCUCAAUCAAAUCAUCAAUCUCGUUCUCGAUCUCGAUCAAAUCAUCUCCAUCAAAAUAACAAACCAUAUGUCACUCAUCGAACACAUUAUAACAACAGACGUUCUCAAGAUUCUCGGGAAAAAACUCAUUCUCAUUCUCAUUCUCGAUCUCCUUCAUACAACAGAAAAUCGCUACUACUCUCAUCAAAGACUCAAUCGAAAAUAAUACCAACAACAACAACAACAUUAACAUCAACAUCGAAAAAGUUCAUACAUGGAAUCAUCUUAUCUGAUUCAAUGGCAUCAAAAUGUCGAAUGUUCAAAGUUAAUAUAUCUAAUUUAAUUAAUGUCGAAUUGAUUGCUAAAUCAGGAUGCAAUUGUGAACGAAUGGCAGAUUGGAUGGCAUCAGUUGAAGGAAAAACUAAAUUAAAUAAUACUUCUGUGGUUCUUUUUUCUUUAGGAACAAAUGAUAUAGCACAACUUGGUGUUGAUCUUACAUUAAAACGUUGUCAAUGGCUUAUUGAGUAUACACGUCGAAAUUUUCCUGGCAUUCAAACAAUUGGAUGGAUGAAAUUAUCGCCACGCUGGAAAUCCUCACGAUUUUUUUCAGGACAUGAAUUUACAAAUCUUCAUCGUGAAUUUAAUAAUCGAUUAUAUGUAUUAUCAAAAGAAAUAAAUAUUGAUGUGAUUGAUGCAAAAUUACAAAUAGAAGACAUAAGAAUACAAGAUGGUCUACAUCCAACAUUAUCAUCUGGUCGACAAAAAUUUGAAAAUGUACAACGACAAUGGUUUGCUCAACAAGCAAUGCAUCUAUCCAAAACAACUGUACAACAACAACAACAUAAUAAUAAUAAAAGAAUAAUAAUAACAACAAUGAACAACAAUAAUUUAACUAAUUUAUUAUCAUCACAACAAAAACAGCAACAAGCUAAAAUAACUAUCGGGCAAGUACAACUUAAUUCUACACAACCCUUUGUAGUAAACUAUACAAAAAAUAUAGCAAAACAUAUAACAAGUGAGAAAUAUUUCCAUCAUCCAUAUUUACCAAGUCGACAAUUAAUCAAAUUCUAUCCACAUAAACUUAAACAUCCAAAUCAACUAUUUCGUGAAAGCACACCACCAGAAAAUAUUGAUAAAGAUAAAGUUUUUCUUAUUGCAAAUUUAUAUUAUCAAUAUCGACAUUUUGAAGAUGAUGCUAAAAAAUGGCGAGUAUAUGAAACCGUAGCUUCCCGUAAAGAAACACAACAGAAACGAACGAUCCAUUUCUAUCAUAGUAAUUAUGAGAGAGAAAAUAACUUGACCAACAAUAACAACACUAUAGAUCGAGAGAUCCCAGAAGUUCGUAUAGGUCCUACUUCACCAAGAUGGUCAGGAAACGAAACAUUCGACAGUGAAACUAAUGGUGAAAACAAAGAGAAAGAAAGUAAAAAACGAAAAUUAAGCGAUACAUCAUUAUCACCGAUUGGCUUGAAUAUUCGAACAAGAGAAGAUAUGAGUAAUAUACAAAUGGAUGAAGAAGAUGGGCAGGAACAAGUAAUCGAACACUACGAUCCUCUAACACAGUCAACACCAACUGGACACAAUCUGAGUCAAUCUCCAAAUGUAUCAGUAUACACACAACGUGUAAUACGUCGAUCAUCGACAAACAUAGAAAUUGAGUCUCCAUCUGUAGUUUCAAAAGAUACAUAUAUAGAAGAACUCCAUUCAUUUGACUUUCCUAUCAUACCAUUUGAAUGCAAAUAUACUCUUGGUAAUAAUUGUAAUGCAGAAUCUAUAAAGAUACAUCGUAUCUUUAUAGAGAAAAAGACAGAGCAGAUGGAAACGAAAUUGAACAAUGAGAUGGAAAAAAUUCCAAUAGAACAAGGACGAAUACUCAAACAAUACAUUAUCAACAACAUUGAUCCGAUUGUAGAUACUUUCAAAAAAACGAAUCGCAAACGUAUUGAUAAUUUGAUUCUAGAUCAAAUGAAAGAGAAAGCUAUACGACAAAUAAAAAAUAAAUGUAGAAUAGAUGAACUCGAAAAAGUUAAAAAAUUAGAAGAACAAUACAUGAGAAUGUUGAAUCUACGAUUCCAAUUAAGAAAAUUAGAGAAACGAUUAAAUCUGAAUAUGCCACCUCCUUAUUUGAAUGCUAUAGAUAAAUUACAAUUACGUAGUAAAGAAUUAGAUAGAAAUGAGAUUGAACAAUUCACAGAACAAUGGAAUAAUAUAAUUCGACAUGCAAAGAAAGAUUUUACAUCCAUUAUGAUAAUGACAAAAACAGCUGAAAUCGAAAAGAUUGAAAAAAAAUACCAAGAAUCAUUAGAAAGACUACCAGAAUAUAUUCGAGAACCAUUCGACACUCUCAUUCAUACAAUUAAGAUAAGACAUGAUCAAACUACAGAAAAAAAGAUUCAUUUUUUAGAACGAAAAACCUACAGAACGAGAGAAACCUGA
Molecule: messenger RNA, 2958 nt
Organism: Rotaria sp. Silwood1
Lineage: Eukaryota; Metazoa; Rotifera; Eurotatoria; Philodinida; Philodinidae
Source: the annotation of a GenBank genome assembly